CCUUUCACUGCUUUUCCAACGCCUUCUAUCACCAAUUCACUACAUCUGCUGCCUGUUCGACGCCCUCGACCAGCUUCAAAAUCCACACAGGUUCACUUCCAAGACACUUCCGCGCCUUACAACAGCUGUCAUCAUGGCUUACGGUUGGGACGAGUCUCACGAUGCGUACCAGAACUACCAGUCGGCCGAACCACACGAGGCAUCGUUCGGUCACGAGCUGCUAGGCGGUGCUGCCGCCUUCGGUGCCAUGAAGAUGUUUGAGGAUCACCAGCGCAAGGAGGGCAAGACCGUCAACCACGCCUUCGCCAAGGAGCUGCUCGCUGGCUUUGCCGGCGCAGAGGUCGAUCGCCUUGCCGAGACCAAGGGCGCUGAUUUCAUCGACCGCGAGAAGGCCAAGCGACAUGCCCGCGAGUCGGCGGAGCGCAUGUAUGACGACCACUACGGUCGCCAUGACGAGUAUGACCCCGAGAGACAUCGACCACACGAGAGGCUGCGACGGGAGUAUGGAGAAGACCGCUGGUAGACGGUCGUAGUCGGGCCUUGGUCGACACGUUUCACGUCGUCACAACGACCAUUGUGAGCGAUAGCUACGAGAUGAGAAAUGAACAAUAAAUGAAAAAAAAAUUUCCUCGUCAAA
Molecule: messenger RNA, 637 nt
Organism: Verruconis gallopava
Lineage: Eukaryota; Fungi; Ascomycota; Dothideomycetes; Venturiales; Sympoventuriaceae
Exons: 3
Coding region: 134-523 (129 amino acids)
Source: RefSeq, a predicted model, not a curated record